CCACUGCGCAGAGCCCUGCCAAUACUGCCAGCUGCCACUGGAUAACAUCCGGGCCGUCAUGUUUAGGAAGUGACUGCGAGGAGGAAGAUUUCUCUGCGCCGGAGCUCAGAGACGGGAAGGAAGAGAACACAGCGCGCUGCGGUUUUCAUCGGUGCUGAGGCAGAAAGCCCCAGAGACGAUGAAAUCCUACCAGAAACUGACAGCGGAGGUCUCUCAGAUCACCGAGGCUGGGGAGGAAGGUGCCGACAGAAAACCAUUAUGCCAUCAGAAGUUGUCUGCUUGGUGGCUCGGUGGGGGCCUCCUGAUGGUAGCCGCCCUCCUUAGCGGGGUGACCGUUUGGGUCCUUGGGCAGAUUUGGUGGGAUCAGCAUGGAAUUCCCUCCUGGUCAAAAUGCACCUCUGUCCCAGAAGACCGUCGCUUUGACUGUUACCCGGAGAGAAGCGCAAUUGUGACACGAGAACUUUGCGAGGGCCGGGGGUGCUGUUUUGUGGACAGCGAGAGGCCCCAAGAUAGAAUAAAGGGGGUCCCGUGGUGCUUUUAUCCCCCUGAUUUCCCCAGCUACACCCUGGGGAGCACGAAGGAGACUGACCUGGGGCUGGUGGGCUUUCUGACCAGAAAAACAAAGGCUUACUAUCCAAAAGAUGCUGAGAAGCUGCAGCUCAGCGUGGAGUUCGAAACAGAUUCCCGGUUGCACGUCAAGAUCACCGAUGCCGCCAGUCCCCGCUACGAGGUCCCCCUUGAUGUUCCUCGAGCCACAAAGAGAGCGGAGAAUCCUCUCUACUCUGUCGAGUUCUGCAAGGAGCCUUUUGGUUUGAUAGUGACGCGAAGCGGUUCAGGGACAGUUUUGCUGAACACAACAGUGGCUCCCCUGUUUUUCGCAGAUCAGUUCCUCCAGAUUUCUACUCUUCUACCUUCUACAUUUCUUUAUGGGUUGGGGGAACACCGGAGUAACUUUCUACAUAAUCUGGAGUGGAACACGCUGCCUCUGUGGGCCCGAGACGUCCCUCCCACAGAGUCCUACAAUCUCUAUGGUGUUCACCCAUUCUAUCUUCUCAUGGAGAAAGGUGGAGCUGCCCAUGGGGUUUUCCUCCUGAACAGCAACUUGAUGGAGGUGGCCCUUCAGCCUGCUCCUGCCCUCACAUGGAGGACCAUUGGGGGCAUUUUAGAUUUUUACAUCUUUUUAGGACCAGACCCCAACUUGGUGGUCCAGCAAUACCAGCAGGUGAUUGGGUUUCCGGCCAUGCCCCCCUUUUGGGGACUGGGAUUCCAUCUCUGCCGUUGGGGGUAUGGGACGAGCAACAGGAUGUGGGAGACAGUGAAGGCAAUGCGGAAUUUCCAGAUCCCUCAGGAUGCCCAGUGGAAUGACAUUGAUUAUAUGAAUGGCUCUCGGGACUUCACCUUGGACUCUGAGAAAUUUGCCACUCUCCCCCAGCUGGUAGAAGAUCUUCAUGAGCAUGGACAAUACUACGUGCUGAUCCUGGACCCCGGAAUCAGUAGCACUCAGCCUCCCGGCUCUUACUGGCCUUACGAUGAAGGUCUGAAGCGCGGAGUAUUCAUCAACAACACACAAGGGAAAACUCUGAUAGGAGAGGUCUGGCCCGGCUUCACUGCUUAUCCUGACUUUUCUAACCCAAACACUCAUCGCUGGUGGCUAGAAAAUCUGAACCGUCUUCACACCGUCAUCCCUUUCGAUGGCCUUUGGAUCGACAUGAAUGAACCAUCCAACUUCAUUGAUGGCUCGACCGAAGGAUGUUCCCAGGGAGACCUAGAUAACCCACCAUACGUGCCCGGGAUCCUGGGCGGUUUCCUUUCCGCAAAGACGAUUUGCGCCUCGGCCAAGCAAAGCAUCUCUGCGCAUUACAAUCUCCACAACCUCUAUGGGCUGAUGGAAGCCAAGGCCACUGCGAGUGCUCUGGUUGAAAUCCGUGGGAAGAGACCCUUCAUUAUUUCACGUUCCACUUUUCCAAGCCAGGGCAGAUAUUCAGGACACUGGCUGGGCGACAAUCAGAGCGAAUGGAAGGAUAUGUUUUGGUCCAUUCCAGGAAUGCUGAGCUUCAGUCUCUUCGGAGUCCCGUUGGUCGGGGCCGACAUCUGUGGCUUCUCCAAAUCCACCUCAGAAGAACUCUGUAUUCGCUGGAUGCAACUGGGGGCUUUCUAUCCCUUUUCACGAAAUCACAACACCCGGGAUGAGAAGGCUCAGGAUCCCACCGCCUUCAGCCCAGCAGCCCGGACCGCCAUGAAGGAGGCCCUGGAGCUCCGCUACACCCUGUUGCCGCUGCUCUAUUCCCUCUUCCAUCGGGCUCAUCUGCAAGGGGACACCGUGGCCCGCCCUCUGUUUUUUGAGUUCCCAAAGGACGGGGCCACCUACACGUUGAACAAGCAGUUCCUCUGGGGCCGGGGCCUGCUGGUGACACCAGUUCUGGAACCCGGCGCCGACUCAGUGAUCGGUUACUUCCCCAAAGGUGUUUGGUACGAUUACUACACGGGCUCUUCGGUGAACAGCAGCGGGGAAAGCUUGAAAAUGGCAGCACCUCUAGAUCACAUCAACGUCCAUCUGCGAGAGGGGACCAUCCUGCCCACUCAGAAACCCGGAGGCAGCACCCGGCUGAGUCGCCGGAACCCUUUGAGGCUGAUUGCAGCCUUAUCCCAGAAUGCCAACGCCUGGGGAGACCUUUAUUGGGACGAUGGUGAAAGCCUGGACGCCUUCGAAAAGGGCGACUAUUCGUACUUGGUGUUCAACGUCACGCAGAACACCUUCACGUCCACCGUCCUGCAUUCCAGUAUGGAACCCAACUACAUUACAGUGGAUAAUCUCAGCGUCUACGGAGUCCGGGAAGAGCCAAAAACUGUCACCGUUGGUGGCAAAGACUGGCCGUUCACCUAUUCGACCAAUCAGGUCCUCAGCGUGAGCAACCUGCAGCUUCCUCUCAGCCAGGGAUUCCACAUCCGGUGGAUGUGAGACCGGGGGCGUUUCCUCUCCCCCAGUUGCAUGGCAAAUACCGCCACAAGCGGACUGAGCUGUGGCUUGCGUGGAACCUCGCCCUGGGAUCCCCACGCACCUCUGUGGCUGUGCCUCUCCACCCAAGCCCUGCCAUUGCCUCGUCGCAUCUUCUCGGGAAGGGCCUCCCAGCUUCUGCUCCGAGCUUUUCUGCACAGAUCUCUCAUCUCCUUCUGUGUUUCGCUCCCCGAGAACCCGUCGCACGUUGCCAAACAUCCCACCCUCCGUGAGUGGCGCUUUGCAGUUUUGCUGGAUAAGGAGGACCUCGAGUCAAAGUCACUGGAUCUGAGUCCCUGUCCUCCACCGUGGCAUGAACUCGGACUGUAGGCAUGCAAACCAACUCAGACGCAGCCUCUGGAUUUUUCAAUUUAAUGUACUUGGCCAUUAAGGCUCGGGAAAUUUCCACACCCAAAUCUGGGCAGGUAUCUGGCAGACGGUUCUGAACGGGAAGGGCCAUUCAUUGAUCCGUCCCGGUUGUAAGGGGAGAUGACUAAAUUCAAGAUCAGGCCGUCUUUUGCAGAAAGCACAGGGCCUCCGAGCAGAAGGCUAAAAUCUUGCAUCCCGAGGCACUGCUCUCUGCCAAUGAGUGAAACCAAGGUUUAACUUCACUUCUGUACUUAGGAGGAUUCAGAAGGUUGUAGGCACACGUUCCAUCCUCUCGUACCGGCCUAAGUCUCCACCUCAAAGCCAGGAACAUUCUGGCUCUGAGUCAGAGAUUCUGUAUGUUCUUAAUGUAACCUCAACAUCAAAGGCUAACCCUGUAUUUUGCUAGCGUUGUUGGUAAAACCCACAGUGGUUACGGGUAGUAUUUCACCCUGUAACAAACCUGCUUCGUUCCGGUUAGGUAAGUUAACACUUCCAGAGCACCAAGCCUGAGCGCCCAGCUCCCGUCACUAGACACCUGUGACGGUCUGUGCAAUUGGAUGGUCAAGUCACGGGUGUCUGGGUUACCCCUCCAAGUUUGCAGCACCACCAAGGGUGAUUGCAGAGUAUUCUGCUGCACUGAGACACCCGUUGCUUCUAAAUCUUCAGGUGUUACGGGGUUUGCCACAGUGUCCUGGCCAAUGCUGCAGAGAUGGUGAGGUUUUAACUCUUCCACCACGCUAGGGAGGGGGCCUGAAGCACGGUUCUCGGCAUUACACUGACUUGACAGGCGGGGCAUUUCGCCCAGCCCUGAACUCACCCUCAGGAUGAAUGUCUAUAGCGUGCUAAAAUGCACAGAUUUCAGAAAAUCCACUUUGCACUAUUUUCCCACCAACCGUUUUCCCCUGCCACUGGAGUUUUGUGACCUAUAUUUUCAACUAUUUUAGAUUUCCCCUCUAGAACAAAGCGGGGAGACUUCCUCCUUGCUUAUGGACCUCACUCGGCCUGGAGAAAAUUCCUGGCAAUGCCCCUGUGCAGCUGCGGCUUUGCAGCGCUACUUCUAGUUAAAUCAUGAUAGGGUUAGGUAAGCCUGUUUUGGAGAACCCGCUUUCCUCGAAGUUGGCCUUGGAGUGAGCGUAAACUGUUUGCACCAGCAAGGACCAAAGCCGAAAAGACGCCCAGUUUAAGUUGGCCUGGAUGCCUUCUUGCUGAACUGUCCUGUGAUGUUUUUUACCAGGGCGUGAAUGGCAAGGGUAGCAAGAGAAACCCAACGAAUAUACUGUACGGGAGGGUUUCUCAAACUUGGCCACUUUAAAACAGGUGGACUUCAACUCCCAGAAUUCCCUGUGCCAGCUGGGGAAUUCUGGGAGUUGAAGUCCGCCUGUCUUAAAGUGGCCAGGUUUGAGUACAUCAAAAGCUGCUGUACAAAAUUGUCUGGUGCAUGGGGCCAAGGGGAAGACUAGGGGAAGGGAAAGGUGAGUUGUGUCCCUUUGGGGUGGUUGCUUUU
Molecule: messenger RNA, 4868 nt
Organism: Candoia aspera
Lineage: Eukaryota; Metazoa; Chordata; Lepidosauria; Squamata; Candoiidae
Product: lysosomal alpha-glucosidase-like
Exons: 20
Coding region: 179-2959 (926 amino acids)
Biological process (GO): carbohydrate metabolic process
Molecular function (GO): alpha-1,4-glucosidase activity; carbohydrate binding
Source: RefSeq, a predicted model, not a curated record